AUGAGAUCGGCGACGGUGGUGUUAAAGAACUCGAUUCGUGCCAAAUCUUGGUGGAAUCAUGUUGAAAUGGGUCCACCAGAUGCGAUAUUGGGUGUCACUGAAGCUUUUCACCGCGACACCAAUCCGAAGAAGAUGAAUCUCGGUGUUGGUGCGUAUAGAGAUGACCAGGGAAAACCAUUUGUUCUCCCAUCUGUGCGAGAAGCUGAACAACGACUUAUGGCUGAAAAGCUUAAUAAGGAGUAUGCUGGUAUUGCCGGGAUUCCUGACUUCACCAAGAUUGCCGCCAAACUUGCCCUGGGAGAGAACUCCGAGGUCAUCAAAUCGGGUCGAAUAACAACAAUGCAGAGCAUUUCCGGAACUGGGGCGCUUCGUAUUGGCUCGGAGUUUAUAGCUAAAUUUCAUCCCAACAAAGUUAUAUAUCAACCUUCACCCACGUGGGGAAAUCACGUGCCAGUAUUCAAAUUCGCUGGUGUUGAUGUGAAGAACUAUCGGUACUACGAUAAAAACACUUGCGGGUUCGAUGAAAAUGGCGCUUUAGCGGACAUUGCUGCAAUUCCGAAGGGGUCCGUUAUUCUGCUUCACGCAUGCGCCCACAAUCCAACUGGCGUUGAUCCUACGCAAGAUCAAUGGAAGAAAAUCUCAGAGAUUUGCAAGAAGAAAGAACUAUUCGUCUUUUUUGACAUGGCUUAUCAGGGGUUCGCUUCUGGUGAUGUUGACAGGGAUGCGUAUGCAGUACGUUAUUUCAUCGAACAAGGACACAAUAUUUGCCUUGCUCAGUCUUUUGCGAAGAAUAUGGGACUGUAUGGGGAACGAGUGGGAGCCUACUCAGUCAUUUGCGAGAAUCCAGACGAGGCCGCCAGAGUCGCUUCGCAACUAAAGAUACUUAUACGACCUCUCUAUUCUAAUCCUCCUAUUAAUGGAGCUCGAAUUGUCAUCAAAAUCCUCAGCGAUGCUACUCUUCACAAACAAUGGUUGAUUGAUGUGAAAGGAAUGGCUGAUCGCAUUAUCUCUAUGCGAACUCAGCUGCGGGAUCUGUUAGCGAAGGAAGGAUCUACGCGUAAUUGGCAGCACAUUACGGACCAGAUCGGAAUGUUCUGUUUCACUGGCAUCAAUCCCCAACAGGUAGAAAAGCUGAUCAGAGAGCAUUCUGUAUACCUAACCAAAGACGGUCGCAUCUCAGUCGCUGGGAUUUCUUCAAACAACGUUGGCUACCUCGCUAAAGCUCUCCAUGCCGUCACCAAGUAG
Necator americanus (New World hookworm) is the source of this 1245-nucleotide messenger RNA. RefSeq lists its product as uncharacterized. The transcript is spliced from 11 exons. Gene Ontology annotation, biological process: L-aspartate catabolic process; biosynthetic process. Bases 1 to 1245 code for a protein of 414 amino acids. Lineage: Eukaryota; Metazoa; Nematoda; Chromadorea; Rhabditida; Ancylostomatidae. Gene Ontology annotation, cellular component: mitochondrion. The record is from RefSeq and is a predicted model, not a curated record. Gene Ontology annotation, molecular function: L-aspartate:2-oxoglutarate transaminase activity; pyridoxal phosphate binding.